This is a messenger RNA of Paramecium sonneborni, 753 nucleotides long. NCBI's taxonomy places the organism in Eukaryota, Ciliophora, Oligohymenophorea, Peniculida, Parameciidae. The record is from the annotation of a GenBank genome assembly.
AUGCAAAAUUUUGAGACUGUAGAGAUAAUAAAUCCAACAGUUGAUUAUUUAAUAACAAAGUGUGGAUAAAAUCUUUAUGAACAUUACUUAAGUGAGAAAGAACCUGGAUAUAAUUGUGGAGUGAUAGCUAAUUGGCAGUGUGGAGUUGUAUAAUAGGAAUUCUUAGUAUGUAAAAUAAAUAAAAAUAAAAGCCAUUUGAUCAUGGUGAAUCUAAAUAUGCAAUUUUGAAUAAAUGGAUCGAUGAAGAUGAACCUGUAGAUAAUUAUAUAAAAUUUGUAGCAUUUUAAAACGAUUGACAAUAUGACUGCAAAGGGAGUGAAAAUGAUAAAAAUAUAAUAGCCAUCAACAGGAUAAGAAACAUUUGAUGAUGCUAGAUCUUAAAGAAGUUAAUCUUCUAGAUUUUCUAGAGGUUCAAUAAUGAAGUUUUAAAAUUCUGUAAGCAAAAUGAAACUUAUAAAUAAAUUGGGUGGUUCUUCUCAAUAAAUGACAACAACACUUUAAUCAACCAUCUAAGAAGAAUAUAAACCAAAUUUAAUAAAAAUGCCAGAAACUAAAAAACCUCCUACUCCAGAUGCAAUAAUAGAAAGACUUCGUGAAUAGAGAGAAUAUUAAGAAUUAGANUUAAUAGAUAAAAAAAAUUACAGAAUUUCUUAAAAGAAAUAGAAUAUUAAAAAAUUAAAUUUCGAAUAGAAAAUUCUAAAUGAUUGUAAUAAUUUAAUUAAAUUAUCGCGAUAUUAGAAAACUUCAUUUUGA